AUGGCACGAAUCACGGGAUCACGUAUGACGCGAAGCAGAAGCCGAGAAGCAAGUAAUGGUCUUAUGCAAACCAAGGGAGCAAAUCCUGAGGUUGUAUCGGGGGGAAACUUGCUGAGCGUGCUGCCAGAGGAGCCGUCCAUUCCUGCUCCUGUGUUCACUGUACCCGGACAAGUCAUACCAGAGUCACCUGAGAACCCUGAGGGUCAUACCAAUGUCUCUGGUACUACCCUGGGUCACGGUGAUGUGGUUCCUGAUGAUUCUCAGGUAGCCGACAAAAUAGUGACCCAUCUACCGUUUCUCCAACAACAGGCGAGUCUUCUCAUGACUCUCCUGGUUCCCCCGGAUUUGAACCCAGAUAGCCUCGCAGCUGAAGCGAAGAGGCUCAGCGAGUCCAGCCACCCCCAUCGCAAACGUCUGAAGCGAUAUGUCGAAGGGCUCACGGACGAGUUGGAGGACUCGCCUCUUUCUCGCGAUGGAAAAUCAUUGCUAAAUGUGUCGGAGGCUCGUCGUCUGCUGAGCCGCGUUCAGCUGGAUGCAGCGAUUACGAACCUCCACAUGACAAACUGUGCUGUGCUGGCCCUCAAUAUUUUCCUUCCCAGCAUGGGCACCGAGUCCCAUUCGCAAGUUAUUCAUGAGUUGGAUGCCAAAUUUCCCGCAUGUGUAAUGAAUGACUUUGCGCACAGUUCUACCUCAAGAGAAAUAGGGGCGAGUGCUACUAGAGAAGCCACUUUCAACCUUGCUUUGAAUAUCCGCACGCAAUUCUUCAUCAUGGAACUGGAAAGGCGUCAGCAGGAGCCUGAUUUCAGUCCCUUCUCCGUCUUGCGACAGGUCUUUGCAAUGGAUCUCACCCCCAAUGAAGCAGAUUCGCAGGAUGCACCUAGCUCAUUCCGCGGGUUCAACUUGCCAGGUGUCUUGCAAGACGCUGACGGCCAUCUUCCAGAGCACCUCCCUGAGAAGUUUCUAAUCGCCGUGAACGACAGGUUCAGCGACCUUCAAGAAGAGCUUUCAGAGUGGGAUUCGGUUGAUAUUGGUAGCUUGAAAAAAGCAUAUAGGUGGCGCGCAUUUGAACGAGACCUCGCGCGUUGGAUCUGCACUCGUGACAAAGAAAUCAAGGACGACGUUAGGCGCCUGUCCGAACGGCAGGCGCAUACCUCGCCCCCAGCUCGCCGUCUAACUUCUGUCCCUCUUGGUACUCCUAAUCGGCGCCAAGUAUCCACCAUAGAGCGCAGUGUGGAAACACGCGAACCAUCCUUGGUCCUAGGGACCCGGUCUCCUCAAAAAGAACGUGCGGUGAACACGGCAUCUGUUACCGACGAAGCAACUGCAGUGAACGAAGCAAUUGCGGAAGAUGACGCAACUGCGGUGGAUGAAGCAUCCGUGGCGGACGAAGCACCUGUGGCGAGUCGAGUACCUGGAAACAAUGCUUUUCGUUCGCCUGCCUUGCCUCCAAAGCGGCCCGCAACAACGUCGUCUGUUUCAAGCAAACAGUCGCUUCGGCGCACAUCCACCAACAACUACCUAAAUCCAUUCUCGCUUGCAGUGCUCAAGAGACGCAUGAUGAGUUGCCAGCGGGAACCUCCACCCAACGCUGAAUCACAAGCACGAGGCAGUUUGGGUCAAGUGGAUAAUCCUGGACCCUUAGCCAACGGCAGAACUGCCAAGUCCCCCGAAAUUCAACAAUCCCCGGAACCGAGAUACCCAGACAUUGGGGACGAUUCUACCUAUGUUAACCAUGACGAAGACUUGGACCCUGCCCACGGCCCAGGAAGCGAUAUUAUGACAUCGGACAGCCCGCCAACCUCGGCCAGGAUUGAACGAGUCAGUCACAACCCUCGAUACUUUGAUUCGCGGAGAGAUGGGCACUCGCAGCGAUCCACAGACUUGGCUCCAGCUUCUCGACGCUUCCUGGACAAACAGACCAAUGCUGCAGCUGUGUCACCUAUCAGCCAAUAUGAUUCACAGGUUGCAGACAAGGAACACACUACGCUUGGGAAGCGGCCUCGGAUUUAUGAUGGCUCGGAUUUGGAGACAGACGAUGAAUUUGAAGAGGACACACAUGACGUUGACCCCAUGCGUCGGCUUGAUAAGCCCCAACAGAGUCGACCUGCUGCAAAGCGACAGCGUCCCCAGGACAGUUCCCAGGUUGAGGAAAGACAACAUUUGCAAUCAACCCUCGAUGAGCUCAGCAGGAGACAAGAUCACCAUCAGCCAAAGUCGUCCGGAGUGAUUCGCAGGGCCCCAUCGAUGGAAAGUGACAACAUGACGGAUCAGGAGACCACACUUGAUAGAUCUGUCCCCCCUCCCACCCAGAGCCGAUGGGCAGCUACCAAUUCUGUGGCUGCUGCUCGAUCGUUGAAAAUUAGAAAGACCCAUCGACGAUGGUCAGAGGAGGAAGAUCAACGCUUAAUCCACCUCAUGGGAAUAUGGGGCCCCUCCUGGGCCACCAUCAAGAAGCAAGAUGGGGCUUGUCCGCCUGCCGAUGGUGGGCCCCUGCUUGAGAGUCGCUCUCAGGUCAAUUGUAAAGAUCGGGCUCGCACUCUGAAGAGGAAGUAUCUGAGAGAGGGUCGACCGCUUCCACCGGGCCUGGAUAAGGCACUUAGUUGA
Penicillium bovifimosum is the source of this 2604-nucleotide messenger RNA. RefSeq names its product telomere repeat binding factor family protein. The record is from RefSeq and is a predicted model, not a curated record. Bases 1 to 2604 code for a protein of 867 amino acids. NCBI's taxonomy places the organism in Eukaryota, Fungi, Ascomycota, Eurotiomycetes, Eurotiales, Aspergillaceae. The transcript has 4 exons.